Messenger RNA from Miniopterus natalensis, 4406 nucleotides. It is a transcript of the gene TSHR, whose product is annotated as thyroid stimulating hormone receptor. NCBI's taxonomy places the organism in Eukaryota, Metazoa, Chordata, Mammalia, Chiroptera, Miniopteridae. Gene Ontology annotation, cellular component: plasma membrane. The record is from RefSeq and is a predicted model, not a curated record. Gene Ontology annotation, biological process: hormone-mediated signaling pathway; adenylate cyclase-activating G protein-coupled receptor signaling pathway; activation of adenylate cyclase activity. Gene Ontology annotation, molecular function: thyroid-stimulating hormone receptor activity; G protein-coupled peptide receptor activity.
CAGACGGCGGGGGAUGAGCCGGUAGCGGGGUGAGGAAAUGGCCCUGGGCCCGUGCAGGGCGAGGCCCGUGCCCCUGCUGCAGCUGGCGCUGCUGCUCGGCCUGCCCGGGAGCCCGGGGGGCAGAGGGUGUCUCUCUCCGCCCUGCCAGUGCCACCAGGAGGACGACUUCAGAGUCACCUGCAAGGACAUCCACCGCAUCCCCAGCCUACCGCCCGGCACGCAGACCCUGAAGUUUAUAGAGACUCAUCUGAAAACCAUUCCCAGUCAUGCCUUUUCAAAUCUGCCCAAUAUUUCCAGGAUCUACUUAUCAAUAGAUACAACUCUGCAGCGGCUGGAAUCACAUGCCUUCUACAAUCUGAGUAAAAUGACGCACAUAGAGAUUCGGAAUACCAGGAGCUUGACCUACAUCGACCCCGGAGCCCUGCGGGAGCUGCCCCUGCUGAAGUUCCUUGGCAUUUUCAACACUGGGCUUAAAAUAUUCCCUGACCUGACCACAGUGUACUCCACUGAUGUGUUCUUCAUACUGGAAAUUACAGACAACCCCUACAUGACUUCCAUCCCUGCCAAUGCUUUCCAGGGACUGUGCAAUGAAACCUUGACACUGAAACUGUACAACAAUGGCUUUACUUCAAUCCAAAGACAUGCUUUCAAUGGGACAAAGCUGGAUGCUGUUUACCUGAACAAGAACAAAUACCUGACAGUUAUUGACAAAGACGCAUUUGGAGGAGCACACAGUGGGCCAACCUUGCUGGAUGUCUCUUAUACCAGUGUCACUACCCUGCCAUCCAAAGGCCUGGAGCACCUCAGGGAAUUGAUAGCAAGAAACACAUGGACUCUAAAGAAACUUCCAAUUUCCUUGAGUUUCCUCCACCUCACACGGGCUGACCUUUCUUAUCCAAGCCACUGCUGUGCUUUUAAGAAUCAGAAGAAAAUCAGAGGAAUCCUUGAGUCUUUGAUGUGUAACGAGAGCAGCAUUCGGAGCCUGCGCCAGAGAAGAUCUGUGAAUGCUUUGAAUGGUCCCUUCUACCAGGAAUAUGAAGAGGAUCCGGGUGACCACAGCACCGGGUACAAGGAAAACUCCAAGGGCCCGGACACCCACUCUCAUUAUUACGUCUUCUUUGAAGAACAGGAAGAUGAGAUCAUUGGGUUUGGCCAGAAGCUCAAAAACCCACAGGAAGAGACCCUCCAGGCCUUUGAUAACCAUUAUGACUACACGGUGUGUGGGGGCAAUGAGGACAUGGUGUGCACCCCCAAGUCAGAUGAGUUCAACCCCUGUGAAGACAUAAUGGGCUACAAGUUCCUGAGGGUGGUGGUGUGGUUUGUGAGCCUGCUGGCCCUCUUGGGCAAUGUCUUUGUCCUGGCCAUCCUCCUCACCAGCCACUACAAGCUGACCGUCCCGCGCUUUCUCAUGUGCAACCUGGCCUUCGCGGACUUCUGCAUGGGCAUGUACCUACUGCUCAUUGCCUCCGUGGACCUCUACACCCAUUCGGAGUACUACAACCACGCCAUCGACUGGCAGACGGGCCCCGGGUGCAACACGGCUGGAUUCUUCACGGUCUUCGCGAGCGAGCUGUCGGUGUACACGCUGACGGUGAUCACCCUGGAGCGCUGGUACGCCAUCACCUUCGCCAUGCGCCUGGACCGGAAAAUCCGCCUCAGGCACGCGUGCGCCAUCAUGGCCGGGGGCUGGCUCUGCUGCUUCCUGCUCGCCCUGCUCCCCUUGGUGGGCAUAAGCAGCUAUGCCAAGGUCAGCAUCUGCCUGCCCAUGGACACCGACACCCCUCUUGCCCUGGCCUAUAUAAUCCUCGUCUUGCUGCUCAACAUAGUCGCCUUCAUCAUCGUCUGCUUCUGUUACGUGAAGAUCUACAUCACAGUCCGAAACCCCCAGUACAACCCAGGGGACAAAGACACCAAAAUUGCCAAGAGGAUGGCUGUGCUGAUCUUCACUGACUUCAUGUGCAUGGCCCCCAUCUCGUUUUAUACUCUGUCAGCUCUUAUGAACAAGCCUCUUAUCACUGUUACCAACUCCAAAAUCUUGCUGGUUCUCUUCUAUCCACUUAACUCCUGCGCCAAUCCAUUUCUCUAUGCCAUUUUCACCAAGACCUUCCAGCGGGACGUAUUUAUCCUGCUCAGCAAGUUUGGCAUCUGUAAGCGCCAGGCUCAGGCGUACAGGGGCCAGAGGGUUUCUCCAAAGAACAGGACUGAUAUUCAGGUCCAAAAGGUCACCCCAGACACAAGGCCAAAUCUCCCCAACAUACAGGAAGACUAUGAACUGCUUGAAAACUCCCAUCUAACCCCAAAUAAGCAGAACCACAUCUCAAAAGAGUAUAAGCAAACGGUUUUGUAAGCUGGCCCUAUACUACUCACAGUGGGAGGGCGACUUAUAAAAGGCUGGUUUCUUGAACAUGCAUUUCAACCCCUUGACACACAAGCCAGCUUACCUAACUCUUGUGCAGGAGACAUUUCAUGGGGCAAGAGUUCAUCUCCCGAGAGGAACUAGCAUUAAACUAAUCAUCAGCCCCACCUCCCAAGAAGGAAGAGAGCCUACCAGCAUGUCUGAACCCCCGGUGACAUCAAAGUCAUCUAUACUUUCUGGAAGGCUUACUUGAUGCUAAGUGCAGAGAUGACAUUGUGUAAGAUGCUCCACAAACAUCAGCUCCACAACACUGAGCUUCUCACUUUUACAUAGCAUUUCAUACUGAAGGUUCAGCAAAUGGCAAAUGGGAAAGGAUUAAUUUGGUUAGAGGUCACAAAAUAAAAUCAGCCACAUGUUGGCUCAGUCCAACUUCAUGUUUCCUGAUAUAACCAGAGAGUUUGAGUUCCUUGAAAGUGAGAAGUCACACAGAACAUCACAGAAGGAAUGGUUAUUGGGAGACAUGAAGGAGGGGGAAGGCUUAGCUUUGAGUUGUUUUUUCAGGCUCUGAAACUAUUAGUCAUCUCUUCACAAGGACCUACCUGAUGUGACCCAACUGUUAUGUGUUGCCCAGAAAAACUGGCAGGGUUUCAGCUUAUGUAGCCAAGCAAAUUAAGAAUUGCGCAUCUUGGCUACUCUCAUAGCCUAAAAGACGUGAACUCAAGAAAUAUUUCUAAGUAGCAACAAGUGGGAAUUAUGAGCAGAGCACACUAAAUCACCCAUUGCUUAAUAAAGCAGGCUGGAUACCAGGUAGCUGUUGAACCUUGGGCAAAUCCCUGGGCCUCAGAAGUCUGUAGAAAUUAAGGAGCUUGAUGGCUUUGUCCAGUUUGAAAACUCUAUGUACAUCUUUUUCCCUUAAAACAUAUGUUUCUAUGACAAAGAGAAAGGCAAGUAUUAGAAGACGAUUCUGUUUCUACUAUCUUGUUGGGCUGCCAUCUUUUCUCUUUGGAGCCUAGACAUAUGACCCAGAAAAUGUUUUGUUUCAUUUUUGUUUGUGAUAUCUAUACCAAAAAUUCUAUUGAGUGACCAUACUGGGCUGGAUCUGAAUUGUUCAUCUAAUUACUAGACCUACACAGCUAUAAUUAUCAGGCCAAGAACAGAUUGGCCUUCGUAUAAUAGAAUAAAAGAGAGUUUUGCAAAUUUUGGUUAUUUAGAGUUACUGUUUCACUGUAGAGAUUCACUUGAAAAUAUUUAACUUGUCUUCAGAGAUUGGUUUCUUUACUUAGCUGUUUCCAACCCACGAUACAAUACUAAAGCUAUCAAGAGAGGUUUCUUCUCUCAGAAACUACCAGCUCUCUCCCAACCUUGUUGAUCACUGGACAUAAAAUUCUAUUCCCCAACAGUGUUCCCUUACUUAAUGUAGUCAGGAUCUUCAUCUAGAGGUGUACUCUCCAAGUUAUCUGUCAACACAGCCCCUUCAUUUCUUCCCAAGCAGAGAUGGCAUUUGGUUCUCCGUGCUCAUGAACCACCCAUGAAUUAAAAUCACACCAUGAAUUAAAAGCUUUUGUUGUUUUAAGUCUGUGGAAUACAAUCAGUGGGCCCAGUGGACCCCCAGAGGUGAUCCUCUGAUUCACCUGGAAUCUCUCCAGAGCCAUACCCAUUUCUGAUCACUCCUGAGACUUGGAUAUUUUAAUAGAAAUAUUACACACACAUAAAAUCAUGACUUACCAGUUCACUUGUAACUAGUGAAAUUAGACAAAUGUGUUUUUUGGCAAAUGGUUUCUCACCUGUGACAUUUUGAAAUAUUAUAUCCUGAUAAACCAUAUGUUUUAUCUUGAGUAGUUGAAAUAAUGCUUUGAUAACAGUCCUAGAAAAGUAACUUCAACAGAAUUGUUAUUAAAAUUUGCGUUCACAACAUGAAAUAAAUUUUCUUCGUAGGAGAUGACUGUGUUGGGUCCUAGAGUAUUGAUUUUCAUAAUUUGUGAGCUUCUUUCAGGGUCACCUUUUUAUGUGUUAAAACUAAAAACAGGAGGCCCUGGCCAGGUGGCUCAGU